Messenger RNA from Ectocarpus sp. CCAP 1310/34, 682 nucleotides. The record is from the annotation of a GenBank genome assembly. NCBI's taxonomy places the organism in Eukaryota, Phaeophyceae, Ectocarpales, Ectocarpaceae.
AUGCUCUACGCUGACGACGCGGCCAUCGUCUCGCGCUCGCCCGAGAGUCUCGAGAAGAUGAUGUCGGUCAUCGUGCGCGUGGCCGGCCUGUUCGGACUGAUGGUAUCGGAGCCAAAGACGGAGAUCAUGUGCAUGCUGCCGAAAGGGAUCGAGGAACGCCCGUUCACGGUCAGCGCCGCCGGCCAGACGUACAAGCAGACAGAUCGGUUUGUGUACCUCGGACGUAUCAUCUCCGCGGACGGGAAGGCCGACCGGGAGAUCACGAGCCGCAGCUGCCGAGCGUGGAAGUGCUACCGCCGGAACAGUGCUUCGAUGUACGACAGGCGACGGGCCAACCGCCAGCUCAAGAUCCGGCUACUCCAGGCUGAAGUGGUGGAGACUCUCCUGCAUGGGUGCGCCUCGUGGAGCCUAACAGCGGAGCACUACACGAAGCUCAAUGGGACCCACCGCCAGUUCCUUACACGGUGCAUCGGCUGGAGCAAGCGGAAACGCUCAGACCGCCCCCUGUCUUAUACCCAGGCCCUCAUCCAGGCAGGCUGCGAAGAAACCAUCGAGGCCAGCGUGCGCAAACGGGGACUAUGUUUCGCGGGCUUUGUUAUGCGCAUGGAAGACAGCCGCCUCCUCAAGCGCAUGCUGGUAGGAGCGAUGGCGGGGAGCGUGGGAUACCGGGGCGGGCAGGAGA